Myotis lucifugus (little brown bat) is the source of this 3216-nucleotide messenger RNA. It is a transcript of the gene BHLHE40, whose product is annotated as basic helix-loop-helix family member e40. The record is from RefSeq and is a predicted model, not a curated record. Bases 969 to 1787 code for a protein of 272 amino acids. Gene Ontology annotation, biological process: regulation of neurogenesis; circadian regulation of gene expression; regulation of transcription by RNA polymerase II. Gene Ontology annotation, molecular function: DNA-binding transcription factor activity, RNA polymerase II-specific; RNA polymerase II cis-regulatory region sequence-specific DNA binding. Gene Ontology annotation, cellular component: nucleus. The transcript has a single exon. Lineage: Eukaryota; Metazoa; Chordata; Mammalia; Chiroptera; Vespertilionidae.
CCCCUGGAAUUCGCAUGUGGGUGUUCACAGUCGUUCCUUGGAGGAGGCGGCGCGGGCAUGCCCCCGUGUUUUCCUGGGUCUCUGCUUCCUCGUGGCUCGGUGUGUGGCAUGGCCCUGGCAGGGUGACAGCAGGAGUUUUUCCUGCAUUUCAUGUGGUUCCCUGAAUAGCCACUAGGUAACUCGGCGAGUUGCGCAACCUAACGAAACUCCUGGCGUUUCAUCAUCCGUCGCUACUCACCUCCCAGAGAAUCACACUCACCCUCACCUUCCAACCUUCCCUCCGCCAUUCGGCCAGCCAGCGGGGGGGAGGAGGAACCCUGCCCACUCCCUCAUCCCAUCCUUCUCCGCCCUCCUGCCGGGUCCCUCGCUGGAAACAGAUACUCAAACCUGAUUUCUUGAGGCUUGUGGAUGGAAUACAUGGCAAAGGCUUGAAAGAGCAUGUCUGUUUAAAGAUGGCAGCGUGACUGUCGUGGGAAUAUGUCACUGGAAAUUAGGUUGCCUGAGGUGGCAUCAUUCCUUCAUUCUUUCAUUUCACGGCCAUCUGGCCUCUGUCCGUCUUGCUGCGGUGACGCCGAGGUUGUGACAAUGGACUCCUUGGGUUAGAAGCACGCUCAGCUUCCAUGUCCGGGUCCCUUGUCCUGAGAAGUCAGGGACCACCUACACAUUCCACCAGGGGGGACGCUGGCUGGCCUGUUAUUAUGGUCUGGUUCUCUGAUGGAUCUUACGCAGCCAUUACACCCAUUUGGUUUCGAUUUGAUUCCUUACACGUUUCAGGGCAGCCCACAUCUUCUCUGGCCGUGUUCCUUCUGGAGUUAGGAACACAGAUGCCCACGUGUGUUCUCAAACAGGGGGGCACCUGGCUUCGGGGGGCUGGUGUCCGGGUGAACCCCGGGGCCUUCUGAAAUGCCUUCUUCCUCCGUGUCCACCCAGGUGAGCUGUCGGGGAGGAACGCCGAGGCGGGGCAGGAGAUGUUCUGCUCAGGCUUCCAGACCUGCGCCCGGGAGGUGCUGCAGUACCUGGCCGCGCACGAGCACACGCGGGACCUGAAGUCCUCGCAGCUCGUCGCCCACCUGCACCGCGUGGUCUCGGAGCUGCUGCAGGGCGGCGCCUCCCGGAAGGUGUCGGACCCGGCGCCCAAGGCCGCGGACUUCAAGGAGAAACCCGGCGCCCUGGCCAAAGGCUCCGAGGGCCCGGCCAAGAACUGCGUGCCCGUCAUCCAGCGGACUUUCGCCCACUCGAGUGGGGAGCAGAGCGGCAGCGACACGGACACAGACAGCGGCUACGGGGGCGAGUCUGAGAAGGGCGACGUGCGCGGGGAGCAGCCGUACCUCAAAGGUGACCACGGACGCAGGUUCGCUGCCGGAGAACGGAUCGGGGCCAUUAAGCAAGAAUCCGAAGAACCCCCCACGAAAAAGAGCAGGAUGCAGCUCUCAGACGACGAAGGCCGCUUCCCUGGCAGCGACCUGAUCGGCUCCCCGUUCCUGGGCCCACACCCACACCAGCCCCCCUUUUGCCUGCCCUUCUAUCUGAUCCCGCCGUCAGCCACCGCCUACCUGCCCAUGCUGGAGAAGUGCUGGUACCCCACGUCCGUGCCCCUGCUCUACCCAGGCCUCAACGCCUCCGCCGCAGCCCUCUCCAGCUUCAUGAACCCGGACAAGAUCUCGAGCCCCUUGCUCAUGCCCCAGAGACUCCCCUCUCCCUUGCCAUCGCACCCGGCCCUCGACUCCUCCGCCCUGCUCCAAGCCCUGAAGCAGAUCCCCCCUUUAAACCUGGAAACCAAAGACUGAACUCUGUAGGGAUCCUGCUGCUUCGCUUUCCAUCCUCCCUUUCAAAAAAAAAAAAAAAGUGUGUUUGUGUGAGCGCAGGGCGACUGUUCCGGGGUGUGUGCCAGGUCGUCCGAGGCAGCGGGGAGAGGAGCUGGGGGUGGGCGUGUGGGCUGUGUGUUGGUUUCGGACCUUGGGCCCCUUCGGGGCGCCAUGAAGGACGGCCUGCCGCCAGGAGACUUGGGGGGGUUGUCGCAGGACCUCUGGGCUCGUCCCCACCCAGAGAAUAACCCCUGGCUACCAGUCAGCUGGGUUUUCAAAAGCUUCCGAGGCUGGGUCUGUGAGUCAGUCUCCGCUCUGGGAUCCGGCCAGUGGCUUUGAGAAAAAGGUACUUUCAAAAGAGGGCUUUCCAACGCACAGUUCCCAGCCGGCUCCCCUGACCCCGCCCGCCUCCCUUGCACCCUGGCCAUGACUCACCGCGCAGGGAGAGGGCGGCCAGGCCCAGCUUUCCGCUAAGUGGCGAGGUGGCCCACGGGGCCUGCCUCGCACGAUCGUGGUCUGGGGAGAUUUCCGCAGGCCCGCUCCCCACCCUGCCUCCGCGGCACGGAGAGCGCAGUUCCCUCCCCGGCUUUCGGGGUGAUGAUGCGCUGGCUGAGGAACUGAAAGGGCCUCGGACAAGCCCAGCUGCCAGGGGUGUGGGCGCGGUCCCCGGGGCCUCGGGCACCUGUUUCCAGGUCUCGCCGUCCAGGGAGCCACACCAGGGUCUGAGAGAUGCAGACGCCUAAGUUCCUAGCGCCCCCAAGUGCAUCAGGCUGCCUAACAUCGCUACCUUCCACCAGCCAAGGCUCGGUUUUCGGUUCUGGCCUAAAGCUCCUUGUAACCAAGCUUAGCUUCCCGAAGGCCUGCCUGAGCCUUUAACAAGACCCUUUCCGUAGCCUAAUGCCCUCCCUGCCCCACACACGCACACACACACCACCACCAUCACCAGGGCACGUGGAGUCUCCUUCCGAGAAGGUUUCAAACCUCUUGGUCCAGGGGACCUGUCCCAGAUUUGUCCAGCCAGGCCCGCACCAGCCCUGCAUUUUCCAAAUGCACGACGCUUGGCCGCCGACCGUGUUCUUCUCACUCUUUCUUUCCCUGUUUUUAUUUUGGUAUCAAGUCGUUGCCUUUAUUUGUAAAACGGUGAUAAAUAUAUAUAUUAUAUAACUCUAUUAAAGAGGAGACUUUCAGGUGUUUAUUUGUAUAACUACUUGAUCUGCACCUCGAGGACAAUGAAUGUACUCCUGUUCCUGGAGAGAGGGCCGCGUCUCUUUUGCUCGGGGGAGAGGUACAGUGUUUAUAUUUCGGAGCCUUCCUGAAGGUGUGAAACUGUAAAUAUUUUUAUCGAUGAGUCGAUGUUGAGUGGCUGUUUUAAAGGACUGAAUAAAAUCGCGCUCUUCCCGUGGAAGGGAAA